Molecule: messenger RNA, 1650 nt
Organism: Magnolia sinica
Lineage: Eukaryota; Viridiplantae; Streptophyta; Magnoliopsida; Magnoliales; Magnoliaceae
Product: gamma-glutamyl hydrolase 2-like
Exons: 10
Coding region: 194-1363 (389 amino acids)
Biological process (GO): tetrahydrofolylpolyglutamate metabolic process
Cellular component (GO): vacuole
Molecular function (GO): gamma-glutamyl-peptidase activity
Source: RefSeq, a predicted model, not a curated record
CGGAAUGUAUUCAAUCAAACCCAUCUGGUAGAACUUCGCAGGAAUCUAUCCAUCCAAUCGGGAGAUUGCGACGAAAUCUAUAUAAAACGCCGUCGUCCUCGUGGCGAACUAGAUACCAAUCCGGCAACCAUCAAUCGCUGUCUCUCCGAUAAAUCAUAACCGUCAAUCACAGUCUCUCAAGCCUCCAAUAGAAAUGCAGGCUCGCUUCCUCUCCAAUACCACCUCCACCGAUUUCUCUGAAAAUCGCAGCAGCAGUAGCAGCAGCAGCAGCAGCAGUGAAAUGGCCAAAGAGACGGAGGCUCGUCGCCUCUGCUUUUCUGCUCCGUCUCCUUCCUACUGCGACGUCUGGAAAUGCCUUUGGAUUCCUCUCCUCCUCUCUUUCUCCAAAAAUCUCAGCACUACGAAGGCCCAAUCCAUCCUCCUCCCCUCCGAUUCCCGUCUCCGAUCUGACCGUCCGUCCUUCUGUCCCUCCCCCGAUCCCACCCUCUAUUUCCGCCCCGUUAUUGGCAUCCUGUCCCACCCCGGCGAUGGCGCUUCCGGACGGCUGAACAACUCCACUAACGCAUCUUACAUUGCCGCCUCCUACAUCAAGUUCGUUGAGUCGGCUGGGGCCCGCGUCAUUCCCCUCAUUUACAACGAGCCGCCGGAGGUUCUUGCCAAGAAGCUCAACCUGGUGAACGGUGUGCUAUUUACUGGUGGAUGGGCUAAAACUGGUUUAUACUAUGAGACUGUGCAGGAGAUUUUCAAGAAAACUAUAGAGAAAAAUGAAGCAGGAGAUCAUUUUCCUUUGGUUGCAAUCUGCUUAGGCUUUGAGCUCCUAAGCAUGAUCGUCAGCAAGGACAAGAACAUUCUUGAAUGGUUUAGUGCAACUGAUCAAGCAUCUACUCUUCAAUUCACAAAAAAUGCUAACAUUGAAGGAACUGUCUUCCAGAGAUUUUCUCCAGAAUUACUUAAAAAACUGAGUACAGAGUGUCUUGUCAUGCAAAACCAUCAUUAUGGUGUAUCUCCAAAAAGAUUCGAAGGUAAUCCCGCACUAUCAAGUUUCUUUAAAAUGUUAACAACAAGCGCUGAUACAAAUGAUAAGGUCUAUGUCUCUACCAUUCAAGCCCGCAACUAUCCUGUAACUGGCUUCCAGUGGCAUCCAGAGAAAAAUGCUUUUGAGUGGGGGCUGUCGAUGAUUCCACACAGUGAGGAUGCAGUUCAAGUGACUCAAAAUGUUGCCAACUUUUUCAUCAGCGAGGCUCGAAAGUCCUUAAAUAGGCCAUCUGCUAGAGAAGUGCUUGACAAUCUCAUUUACAAUUAUAGUCCUACUUACUGUGGGAAGGCUGGGAAGGGAUAUGAUGAGGUUUACAUUUUCACCUAAUCCUCUGCCAGAAUGCCUACCAAUCUAUAUGGUGUGCAUGUCAUGGUCGUCCAUAGCUUUCUUCACGAGGAAUUGUUUGAAGACUUAAUGUACAGUACCAGAAGCUGUGAUUGGAAAUAGUAGUAGUUUAUGUGUAAGAAUUGAAAAUUUGUAGCCAACCCUCGAGUUGGUAGGAAGCCCUUUGUAAAGAGGCUGAAGUCUCACUGAUGUACUCAUAUGGGUAUUCCUGAACUGAUAUGUCUAUCAUAAUGUAUUUUAUAAUAUUUAAGAGGUAAUUGAUAAGAUAA